Eimeria necatrix is the source of this 930-nucleotide messenger RNA. RefSeq lists its product as hypothetical. The transcript has 4 exons. The record is from RefSeq and is a predicted model, not a curated record. Bases 1 to 930 code for a protein of 309 amino acids. Lineage: Eukaryota; Apicomplexa; Conoidasida; Eucoccidiorida; Eimeriidae.
AUGGAGUCGCACUUGCUGCAGCAGCUCCACGAUGGCCUCAGCCAGGCGAACAACCGGCGGGGCCGCAAAGGCGGCCUUGGGGGAGUCGCUUCUGAGAAGGCUUCCCAGAACAACCACAUUAUGUUCAAUGAAGACGGGAAACCGCAGAGUUCCAGUCUCGCGUGCCUCUUGCUUACAGACACCGCCUGCAGCAUCAUAAGGGCAGCGAACGACACCCAAGAGGCCGAGUCAGAUGGGGAAUCAGAAGCAGAGGCGGCAGCACCAGCAGCAGCAGCAGCUGCUGCUGCUGCUGCAGCCAAGUCCAGAUCGGGCAAGAAAUCCAAGAGGAAACGCGAGUCCGUGGACGACGCAGGGUGUACUGACACCGCGCCUUCAGAAAGCGAAGCACCAGCUCGCAAACAAAAGAAGAAAACAGAGCCCACUACGCUGUGCAGCAGCAGCGCCAGUUCCCCCCCGCUUCCCUCUGCUGCCACAACCCCUGCAGCACUAGUGGCGGGCUGUUCUCUCGUGCGAGUUCAAAUGCAGGGGGGCAAGGCGUCGCUGCGGAGCCACUUGCAGCAGGCCUUCCCCCGCUGCCGCGUCUUCUUGCUGGUUGGCGGCUGCGGGGCUGUCGAUGUGCUGCUGCAGCGCCAGACUAAGACAGACGGGGUGGAGGCAGCAGCCUCGGCCGGCGUGAGGGCUGUGAAGCGCAAGCGGCUCUGGGCUCUGCACUUGCACGGCACUUGUGACUUGCGCAGCGAAAAUGCUGGCGGCCCUUCACUCUCUGGGAUAUUUCGUCUACCCCAAGCCGAAGACAGCGAAUGCGCGGAGCUGCAAGUCAUAAAUGCGGUUUUCGGGAGCGAGGACCUGCUGGCUGGAAGAAGCGGCGUAUGCGAAGUCUGGGGCUUUGCGCUAGACAAACGAGGCGCAUGCAUCUGCCCCUCCGCGUGA